Molecule: messenger RNA, 2940 nt
Organism: Toxotes jaculatrix (banded archerfish)
Lineage: Eukaryota; Metazoa; Chordata; Actinopteri; Toxotidae
Gene: nucb2b
Product: nucleobindin 2b
Exons: 13
Coding region: 121-1443 (440 amino acids)
Cellular component (GO): extracellular exosome; endoplasmic reticulum-Golgi intermediate compartment
Molecular function (GO): calcium ion binding
Source: RefSeq, a predicted model, not a curated record
UAGGAGGCUUAUAUUGGUAGUGGAUGACAGCUGUAAACAAGCUGUAGUGAAGCUGAGGCAGCUCCGUUUAGGACAACUAAACGGUCAAAGCGCGGUGAAGAGGAAAAACAGAAGCUCGAAAUGGUGAGGGGUAAAGCCUUGGCCCGCUGUGGGCUGGUUCUGCUGAGUUUGUGGCUGUGUAUCCAGUCAGUGCCUAUCAAUGUGGACAAGACCAAAGAAAAGCCUCACGAGGAGGAGCUGGAGCCACCACAGAGUGCUGAAACUGGGCUGCACUAUGACCGUUACCUCAGGGAAGUCAUUGAGUACCUCGAGAAAGACCCCCACUUUAGAGAGAAGCUCAAAAAUGCCAACAUGGACGACAUCAAGCAAGGCAAACUUUCCAAAGAGCUGGACUUUGUCCAUCACAAUUUUCGGACAAAGUUGGAUGAGUUGAAGAGGGAGGAGAUGAACAGGCUGCGGAUGCUCAUCAAAGCCAAACACGACCUCCAGGGUGGGAAUGGCCGGACAGUGGACCAUCAGGCCCUGCUUAGACAGUUUGAGCACCUCAACCACAUGAACCCAGACACAUUUGAGGUUGAGGACCUGGAUCGCCUCAUCAAAUCGGCGACCAAAGACCUGGAGAACUUUGACAAGGACCGCCACGAUGAGUUCAAGAGAUACGAGAUGAUGAAGGAGCAUGAGAGGAGGGAACGUCUGAAGAACAUGAAUGAGGAGGACCGCAAGAAGGAAGAGCAGCAUUAUGAGGAGAUGAAGAAGAAACACGCCGAACAUCCCAAAGUUAAUCAUCCUGGCAGUGAAGACCAGCUGAAGGAGGUGUGGCAGGAGGCAGAUGGUUUGGACCCAGAAGACUUUGAUCCCAAGACUUUUUUCAAAAUGCACGACAGUAAUGGAGAUGGGUUCUUCGAUGAGACUGAGCUUGAAGCUCUCUUCACUAAAGAGCUGGAGAAGGUGUACAACCCUGAAAAUGAAGAAGACGAUAUGGUUGAGAUGGAAGAGGAGAGACUGCGAAUGAGAGAGCAUGUUAUGAACGAGGUGGACACCAAUAAGGACAGACUCGUGUCACUGAGCGAGUUCAUGGCGGCCACUAAGAAGGAGGAGUUCCUCGAAAAAGACGAGUGGGAGACUCUGGAUCAGAACCCCAUUUACACUGAGGAGGAGCUGAGGGAGUAUGAACGGCAGCUGGCCAACGAGGAGAGCGACAUCAACAAGAAGUCGGCCGAGCUGCAGAAACAGAGGGAGGAGCUCGAAAGGAAACAAGAAGAACUUAACGCUCAGAGGGUGGGGCUACAGCAGGCAGUAGAGGAAAUGGAAAGGCUAAAAGCCCAAAGCGCAAAAGUUGAGGUCAGAGGUGAAGGUGAACCAGCACCUGUCGUUCCAGGAAACAAUCAGCCACUGCCCCCUGGUCACCAGCAGCAAGAUGUACCAGUGCCAGGACACUCUUAGCAGGCCUCACCGCUCUGCGUGUUGUAUGAAUGCCAGUGAGAAUUUGUGUGUGCGUUUGCCUUUCAAUGAUUUCAAUUUUCUCUUAUUGUUUUGGAUUUUCAAAACGCCACUUGACAAAACGAUGCCUAAAUGUUAAGAGCACAUAAGAAAAUGUGAUUUCAGGCUUCAGAUUUAGGGCCCGCUAUGCCAUCCCCCCUGUUGGUCAGGUCGGUCCAUUCGGCCGCAUAAACCAGACUUAAAAUGUGGAGCUGGUCCAGUUUUCGAUGUGGACAAUCGACCCUUUUGUUUUUGUCAUUUUGAUGUUUUUAUCAAAACAAGGACUCUGUUCUCCAUGGGAAGUGCUUAGGGGUGAAAUGGGGAGGGCUUUUGGCCCGAUCAGUGAGUGUUUUGUUUAGUGUACACUGUAGUUCAUUGUCACUGUCUCAACAACUUUGAAUAUUAUUUAUUUUUUCAAGUGAAGAAAGCCUAUUAUUUCAGAGGAAAAUGAAUGUUAUAAAUGCAACUUUAGUUUUUGUAGGACUCUUGGCAAAUGAAUGAAAUGGUCUUAUCUGAAAUGUUUAAUUUUCUUCAUCUUUUCUUAGAAGAGUUAAAAUUCUGUUUUUAUAAGACUUGAACUUGCUUUUCACCAUGUUCAUUUUCACAUUUGUAUUAAGGCCUCAUUUUAAAAUAUAAUACUGCAUUUAGGUUUAAGAAGUCAAUAUUUCCAAUGAUUUAUCCUCCAGCUCUGGUUUUAAAAGUUUUGAAGAGGACUUUAAACUGCACGCAGUUCUCUUCAACAUCAGCCAUCAUUUUCUAAGAGCAGGUUUUUCUAAUAGUUGAGAUCGUGUGAAGUGAAACUCUUCCAUACAUACUGAGCAAAAAAAAAAAACCAACACACACACACACACCAACACAAAAUACAUAUUCCUUCAGUUGUAUUUUCUAGCUAUUGUCUCCUUUAGACCAGAUGAUUGAAGAACAUAUUUACAUAUUUAACAUUUACAUAUGAAGCUACAUAUAUAUUUAAAUAUUUUAAUUUAAUCUAAUUGUGCUGAUGUUAAAGUGACUGUUCACGGUUCUACAGUGGUUGUUUACAGUGUGUGCAUGUGUGUCAGUGAUUGUGAGUGUCUGGGAAUCUGUGUCUUUUUUCGUAACAGAAUAAUUUAGUCUUUACAACACUGUCAAUGAAACAGAGUCACGUGGUCAAUAACUGACUUCAAAACAACCUUAAUUUUAGCCUAAUAAAAAAGAAGAGAGACAGAAUAAGGACACAAAGACAGAUUUUUUUUUUGAGGAAUUGAGGUACAGGUAUAUUUUUAUGUCCCUUUUUAAAAAGCAAAUGUGUCAGCCAUGUCUGUGGAUCCCGGUGUACCUGUCUGCAGGUCUCCUCUUAUUUAUUUUUUUAUGUCUCUUUCUUUAAAGCAGUUAAAUCUGUCCACCACCCAAAGUCCUGUGUAAUAAAUUCAUAAAACCGUUGUACAAGGUUUGAAUGUGGACAAUAAAGUGAAUGAGCUUGCA